AUGUCGUCCAACAAGCAUGCCAAUGGCCACAGCCCAUUUCCCCAGAAGCUGAAGAAUUUCUUCCGAAUAAAUAGCCUGGGUAGCAACGAUGAGAAGAAGGAAGGUUCCAUGAAAUCCGAGAGCAAGAGCUCGUUCCGACAAUCCAAAUUCUUUCCUGGUUCCGGUCGAAAUCGAUCGACUACCGUGGCAAGUGAAGGUAAUGCGUUGGAUGAUGGUGUCAGCCCUACAGCUCAUGCCAAUCCAUACUUCGUACACCAGGGUCCGCCAGCCUUACGACAUCACAAUGAAGGAUCAGUUCCCCCGAGUCCGCCCGAUACCCCGACCUUGAAGGUAGAGGCUGUUUCAGGAGCCAACGACCAAGCUACAAUUGCAUCAAAGGAGGAGUUAGCACGGAAAUUGAGGAGAGUAGCUAGUGCACCGAAUGCACAAGGCUUGUUCUCGAAAGGAAAGGGAAGCGGUGAUAGACCUGCCACUGCUGAGCUUGGUAAGGAGCCUUUGGCACUGGCACAAAAUGCAAGCACCAGCAUGCUCUCGUUGGUGGAUGCAAAGACGAAUGGUGGCACGUUAGGUAUACCAGCACAGGAUGGCCUGGGAGCUUUGCAACCACCGAAUCUGCGAAAUGUGAUGGCAUUCAGGAGAACAUACAGCUCGAAUUCCAUCAAAGUACGAAAUGUUGAAGUUGGUCCAGGAAGCUUUGACAAGAUCAAGCUGAUUGGGAAGGGAGAUGUUGGAAAGGUGUAUUUAGUACGAGAGAAGAAGAGCAGCAGGCUCUACGCUAUGAAGGUAUUGAGCAAAAAGGAGAUGAUCAAGAGAAACAAGAUCAAGAGGGCCUUGGCAGAGCAGGAAAUCCUGGCCACGAGCAACCACCCCUUCAUCGUCACAUUAUACCAUUCUUUCCAAUCGGAGGACCACCUUUACUUGUGCAUGGAAUAUUGCAGUGGUGGAGAGUUCUUCCGAGCUCUACAGACGAGACCCGGAAAGUGUAUACCCGAAGAUGAUGCUAGAUUCUACGCAGCAGAAGUCACCGCAGCUCUUGAGUACCUCCAUCUGAUGGGUUUCAUCUAUAGAGAUUUGAAGCCAGAGAAUAUUCUACUUCACCAAUCAGGGCACAUUAUGUUAUCAGAUUUCGAUUUGUCGAAGCAGUCUGAUCCUGGUGGAAAGCCAACUAUGAUUCUCGGGCGAAAUGGUGCAAAUACCAAUUCAUUACCUACCAUCGAUACGAAAUCGUGUAUAGCGAAUUUUCGGACAAACUCAUUUGUGGGCACGGAGGAGUACAUUGCGCCUGAAGUCAUCAAGGGCUGCGGACACACUAGUGCCGUGGAUUGGUGGACUUUGGGCAUAUUGAUUUAUGAGAUGUUGUUCGGUACCACCCCUUUCAAGGGCAAGAACAGGAAUGCUACAUUUGCCAACAUUCUGAGGGAUGAUGUACCAUUUCCAGAGCAUUCUGGGUCACCGCAAAUCUCCAAUCUCUGCAAGUCUUUGAUUCGAAAACUCCUCAUCAAGGACGAGAACCGACGACUUGGAGCUAGAGCUGGAGCAUCUGAUGUGAAGGGUCACCCAUUCUUCCGCACAACACAGUGGGCUCUGAUCAGACAUAUGAAGCCACCGAUGAUCCCACACCAAGGACGAGGUAUCGACACCGUAAACUUCAGAAAUGUGAAGGAGAGCGAGAGUGUCGAUAUCAGUGGAAGCAGAGCUCUCCCAUUACCUAAGGGUGUCCCACUUGACUCUGGCCUGGCCACGCCUGCUGGCGAAGUUGUAGAUCCAUUUGAAGAGUUCAAUUCGGUCACCCUGCAUCAUGACGGAGAAGAACAUCAAACAGAAGACCAAAACAACGGUCGUUACGACAAUUGA
Messenger RNA from Mollisia scopiformis, 1854 nucleotides. Its product is annotated as Pkinase-domain-containing protein. Lineage: Eukaryota; Fungi; Ascomycota; Leotiomycetes; Helotiales; Mollisiaceae. Gene Ontology annotation, biological process: protein phosphorylation. The record is from RefSeq and is a predicted model, not a curated record. The transcript is spliced from 4 exons. Gene Ontology annotation, cellular component: cytoplasm; plasma membrane; nucleus. Bases 1 to 1854 code for a protein of 617 amino acids. Gene Ontology annotation, molecular function: protein serine/threonine kinase activity; ATP binding.